Messenger RNA from Fomitopsis serialis, 486 nucleotides. RefSeq lists its product as uncharacterized. The record is from RefSeq and is a predicted model, not a curated record. Bases 1 to 486 code for a protein of 161 amino acids. The transcript is spliced from 4 exons. Lineage: Eukaryota; Fungi; Basidiomycota; Agaricomycetes; Polyporales; Fomitopsidaceae.
AUGGCGCAAGCCGCGGACUGGAACGAGUUGGAGGAGCAGACGAAGGGGAUCAAGGACUGGAUCGAGGACUUCAAGAAGCAAUUUCCUCUUGAUGAUGUUAUGGCAUCAUUCCAUCGAAUGACGAUUGACCCAGAUGUCCCCGGCCCCCUCUUUGGCAAGCCAGCCCCGGUGUUCGAGUACGAAGAGAAGAACUAUUUUGCGAAGGCCACGGUCAACAUCGAGAACUUGCGGGGCUCCAAAUUCAAGCUGACUCGGCACCCACACCAGCUGAGCUUGGCGAGAAUUUCUCCGCCCGUUAGCGAACGGAUGUUCACCUUGACUUCAGCGCAGCGUGAUGAGGCCAUGCAGUACAAAAACAACAUGCUGGCCGAGUUUGGCAUCGAUCCAAUAAUGUCUAGCCGAACGCCGACGCGAGAGGUCGUGGAACCUACCUACGAAGCGCAACUGCGAACCAAGGACAUGUUCAUCGGGAUGUGCCCUCCAUAG